Rhizoctonia solani is the source of this 714-nucleotide messenger RNA. RefSeq lists its product as uncharacterized. Bases 1 to 714 code for a protein of 237 amino acids. The transcript is spliced from 6 exons. The record is from RefSeq and is a predicted model, not a curated record. NCBI's taxonomy places the organism in Eukaryota, Fungi, Basidiomycota, Agaricomycetes, Cantharellales, Ceratobasidiaceae.
AUGACAGCAACAUCUGUGGAGUAUCCUACUGGCGCUGAGAAGGCGGUGAUCGCUGCUGCCGAAGAGCUCAUGGAGAAAACCAUGAAAAAAUACGAUCCUAGCCACGAUGCCUACCACGUAAACCGUGUUCGACGGACAGCACUUGCUCUUGCAAAGUCUCAAACGCCCCAACCGGACUUGUUAGUCGUUGAAUUGGCUGCUCUUCUGCACGAUGUUCUGGACAAGAAAUACGUAACUCCCGAAGAAGCUGCUGAUGCAAAUGCUUAUUUUCGGCCCUUUUUUGAGAGCGUCAAGGGCAAUGUUGAUUUAUUGGGAGAUGGUCGGGCGGAGCUUAUCGUACGUAUUGUAGAAAACGUCUCUUGGUCGACCGAAAAGAAACUCCGAGCCGAAAAUAAAUUGGAGCCCUGGCACGACUCGUGCGUUGAGCUCCAUUGCGUCCAAGAUGCGGACCGACUCGACGCUAUUGGAGCGUUUGGCAUCAUGCGCGUUGCUGCUUAUAGCGCGGCUGUCAACAGGCCUCUUCAUGCUCCCCUCGAUGAUUCGCAGAUUUCUGAGACCUCAAUUCAGCACUUUCAUGACAAGCUUUUACACAUCAAAGACCGAUUGAAGACUCCUCAGGGACGAGAGUUGGGUGCUCAGAGACAUCAGUUGAUGCUUCAGUUCUUGGAUGCUGUUGACAAGGAAUACGAAGUCGUUAUCCCAAAUAACGUAUAA